AUGGGAGCGUGUUGCAGUUGUCUGAAAGAGUCCAAUGACGACGCUGUUGUUCUACCUAUAGCAGAUAAUGAGAGGGAGGCGGUGACGUCCCUUUUGGGUUAUUUAGAGGACAAGGACAAUUAUGAUUUUUACGCUGGGGGACCUUUGAAGGCGUUGACGACGUUGGUUUACAGUGAUAAUCUGAAUUUGCAGCGGAGUGCUGCGUUGGCGUUUGCUGAGAUCACGGAGAAGUAUGUUAGGCCGGUGGAUAGAGAGGUUUUGGAGCCUAUUUUGAUAUUAUUGCAGAGCAACGACCCACAAAUCCAGAUAGCAGCUUGUGCGGCGUUGGGGAAUUUGGCAGUGAAUAAUGAAAAUAAGAUUCUGAUUGUGGAGAUGGGGGGGUUGGAGCCGUUGAUAGAACAGAUGAAAAGUAACAAUGUAGAAGUACAAUGCAAUGCGGUGGGUUGUAUUACGAAUUUGGCGACGCAGGACGACAACAAGGCGAAGAUUGCACAUUCUGGUGCGUUGGUACCUUUAACUAAGUUGGCUAAGUCGAAGAAUAUUCGAGUGCAGAGAAAUGCAACGGGGGCAUUGUUGAAUAUGACACAUUCAGGAGAGAAUAGGAAGGAGUUGGUGGACGCUGGUGCGGUGCCAGUGCUAGUUUCUCUCUUAUCAUCAUCAGAUGCGGAUGUGCAGUAUUACUGUACCACGGCGUUGUCGAACAUUGCAGUAGAUGAGUCUAAUAGACGCAAGUUAUCGCAGACGGAACCCCGGUUGGUGUCUAAGCUAGUGGUAUUGACGGAUUCGCCAUCUGCUCGUGUUAAAUGUCAGGCCACUCUUGCGCUUCGGAACUUAGCUUCUGAUACGGGUUAUCAGUUGGAAAUUGUCAGGGCAGGUGGUUUAGGUCAUUUGGUAAAAUUAAUUCAGUGUAGUUCUAUGCCCUUGGUCCUUGCGAGUGUUGCGUGCAUAAGAAAUAUAUCCAUUCAUCCUUUGAACGAGGGAUUGAUUGUUGAUGCAGGCUUCCUAAAACCCCUGGUGAAGCUACUUGACUAUACAGAUAAUGAAGAGAUUCAGUGCCAUGCCGUUUCAACAUUGAGAAAUUUAGCCGCAUCUUCAGAAAAAAAUCGACAGGAAUUUUUCGAAAGUGGUGCAGUUGAAAAGUGUAAACAAUUGGCUCUCAUAUCUCCUAUUUGUGUCCAGAGUGAAAUUUCUGCAUGCUUUGCUAUUCUUGCCUUGGCUGACAAUUCAAAACUAGAACUACUUGAUGCCAACAUCCUAGAAGCGUUGAUUCCCAUGACCUUCUCCUCAAAUCAAGAGGUUGCAGGCAACGCAGCUGCCGCCCUAGCUAACCUUUGUUCGCGGAUUAAUAAUUAUGAAAAAAUCAUUGAGUCAUGGAAUGAACCAAACAGGGGUGUAUGUGGGUUUUUGAUCAGAUUUUUGAAAAGUGAGUAUCCUACUUUUGAGCACAUUGCAUUGUGGACUAUUUUACAGUUAUUGGAAUCCCAUCAUGAUACCAUGCUUGAGAUGAUAAAGUACGAUAAAGAGAUAGUAAAGAGCAUCAAGAGAUUGUCCGAUAUCAAUUACGAUAAUGCCCAAAAGGCCUCCUCUUCGCAUUCACAAUCACAGCAGCUCAACGGCGGAAGUAUUGCAUCCGGGUCGGAACAAUAUGAACACGCAAGUUUGGAACUAUAUAACAUCACACAACAAAUAAUGCAAUUCUUGAAUUAA
This is a messenger RNA of Eremothecium cymbalariae DBVPG#7215, 1707 nucleotides long. It is a transcript of the gene VAC8, whose product is annotated as protein anchor VAC8. Gene Ontology annotation, biological process: nucleus-vacuole junction assembly; vacuole inheritance. Gene Ontology annotation, molecular function: protein-membrane adaptor activity; protein binding. Bases 1 to 1707 code for a protein of 568 amino acids. The record is from RefSeq and is a predicted model, not a curated record. Lineage: Eukaryota; Fungi; Ascomycota; Saccharomycetes; Saccharomycetales; Saccharomycetaceae. The transcript has a single exon. Gene Ontology annotation, cellular component: fungal-type vacuole membrane.